Molecule: messenger RNA, 2202 nt
Organism: Phymastichus coffea
Lineage: Eukaryota; Metazoa; Arthropoda; Insecta; Hymenoptera; Eulophidae
Gene: TH1
Product: negative elongation factor D
Exons: 13
Coding region: 311-2050 (579 amino acids)
Biological process (GO): negative regulation of transcription elongation by RNA polymerase II
Cellular component (GO): NELF complex; nucleus
Molecular function (GO): RNA binding
Source: RefSeq, a predicted model, not a curated record
CUUGCAAUUUUAUGAAAAUAAAAGUAGGAAUUAUUUACGAAUUAUUAUUAAUUACGAACUUACCGAAUGAAAAUUGGAGCAGGAACAUGGAGGAUAGCCAGAGCAUAGAGACAGCCAGACAGGAAACUUCAAACCACGGAGAUGGCGUGCCCAUAAAAAAUCUCGGCCGGCUCGGACAGGCCCUAUGGAGACAGACCCUGACAGGAUGCCGAUGAGUCAAAUAAGUAAUGGAUUAUAGCAUUAUCAAAGACAUUUAAAGCCGUUGAUUAAUUUUUUAACACAAGAAAAAAAUAAAAAAACGUCUUCCACGAUGGAGCCGGGUUUCCCGGAGGAGCAUUCCAAUUGGGAAGACAAUAUGAAUCGAGGAGAUGAUAUCAGUGGUGAGGAUCCUUCUGACAAUCCUCAACAGGUUCUCAAAGACUGUCUCGACAGAUUCAAAACACCUGAUUAUAUUAUGGAGCCUGGUAUCUUUACACAACUCAAAAGAUACUUCCAAGCUGGUGGCAACCCAGAAACAGUUAUCGAAUUGUUAUCGCAAAACUAUACAGCAUGCGCUCAAAUGGCAAACUUGCUGGCAGAAUGGUUAAUUCUUGCUGGAGUAAAAGUAACAGAAGUACAGGCAAUGGUAGAAAAUAAUUUAAAAGACAUGAUUCUAAAGAAUUUUGAUCCUAAGAAAGCUGAUAAAAUUUUCACUGAGGAGGGAGAGACACCAGCAUGGUUGACAGAGAUGAUUCAGCAUCCUACUUGGAGAUCGCUUAUUUACAGACUUGCUGAAGAAUAUCCUGAUUGUCUGAUGUUAAAUUUUACCAUAAAGCUCAUUUCUGAUGCUGGAUUCCAAGGAGAAAUCACAAGCAUUUCAACGGCUGCUCAACAAAUUGAAGUAUUCUCUCGCGUCUUGAAAACUGCUAUUGCUAGCUUCCUUAGAAAUACUGAAAACUGGCAGCAGAGUAUUCAAGAGUGUGCUAAAAUGGUAUGUCAUGGACAGCACACAUAUGUUUAUAGUCAAGUGUUACUUCAUAUUCUGGCUCAAGAACCGAAAGGUGGAUAUAUGAUGAAAAGAUUAUCGCAGGAAAUUACCAAGUGUGCUCAGCAAAAUCGACAUGAUGUUACACCAAUAACAAUGGCACUCAAUGGAACUACAAAUAGUCCUGUGGCUUGUCAAGCUUUGGCAUCUAUGUUAUCAAAAAAUACAUUGAAUCCAGCAGAUAUAACAGUUUUAUACAAAAAUUACUCAGCGGAACAGCCACCUCCUGUAGAACUUAUAAGAAACCCACAAUUCUUAGAACUUUUAGUUGACACUUUAUUCAAACCAGGAGUUAAAAUUAAUGUUGACCACAAAUCAAAAUAUAUUUACUUAUUGGCAUAUGCAGCUAGUGUAUAUGAAACAUUAAUUAGAAAAGGAGGGCAAAGAAAAAUUCAUAAAGAUGAAUUGCAGCCUACAAUACAAUCUAUUGAGAAGGUUCAUAAUACAUGCAAUACCAAUAAAGGAUCUACUGAACUUAUAGCUGAAGUAAACAAUUUAUAUUCAUGUAUACGUUUUCCAGUUGUUAGCGUAGGAGUAAUAAGAUGGGUAGAGUGUACAGUAACAGAACCAUCAUAUUUCAAAUUGUGUACAGAACACUGUCCUAUACAUUUAGCAUUGCUUGAUGAAGUUGUUUCAUGCCAUAAUUUACUGCAUCCUAAAGUUCUCAAGCUUCUGAUACAAUUAUUUGAAAGCAAACAGGAUGAGCUGGAAAUUUUAGUGCAGUUAGAAAUGAAAAAAAUGUUAAUUGAUAGAAUGGUGAAUUUGCUGAGUAAAGGUUGUGUGGUGCCAGUAGUUUCAUAUAUUAAACAGUGUUGGCAGAGAGGGGACACUGACAUAUCGUUAAUUAGAUACUUUGUAACAGAGGUGUUGGAAGCAAUUGAACCUCCAUAUUCAGGAGAAUUUGUUCAACUCUUUUUACCAAUGGUAGAGAAUGAAGAGAUAACUGGUACCAUGAGAGGAGAUGGCGAUAAUGAUUUAGUAUCUGAAUUCAUAAUAUAUUGCAAAGCUCAAGCUCCAGUGAGAUAAUCCAGGGAAUAUUUUUGAACAUUAUCAAAAAAGUACAAAUAAAGGAUAUUUUAAUAUUUUAUUGAAAAACAAAAUAAUUGGACUUUCCAACAGUUGAAUGGAUAUUCUUUGAACAUUCUGAAAAGCUAUUUAUUGAUGGUCUCCAUUCAUCU